Rhizophagus irregularis DAOM 181602=DAOM 197198 is the source of this 1189-nucleotide messenger RNA. The record is from RefSeq and is a predicted model, not a curated record. NCBI's taxonomy places the organism in Eukaryota, Fungi, Glomeromycota, Glomeromycetes, Glomerales, Glomeraceae.
GCCCUCACCCUUCUUUUCGAAUUCUCGAAUUAAAAUGGGUUCGGAUCAUGAUACUUUAGUUGAAAUGGGUUUCCCACCUGAGAAGGUGGCACGAGCUUUGCAAGCAACAAAAGGAGCAGGUCUACAGCCUGCUAUGGACUGGUUAAUUGCUCACCCCGGAGAUCUUGACGAGCCGGCGGGCGGACAAGCUUUAGGUGAACAACCUUCAGGAGAAGCAUCGGGAAGUGCAAAUGAUGGAGAUGAAGGAGAAAUUCGGGAUGGAGAACAAACGGCACAGUCAUUACAAUGCGAUGAUUGUAAAAAAUUAUUCCGCGAUGUAAAUGCUGCGGAGCGUCACGCGAGCAAAUCAGGCCAUGAGAAUUUUUCUGAAUCCACAACUGCUAUCAAGCCUCUUACAGAGGAAGAGAAGAAAGCUAAAUUAGAAGAAGUGAAAAAAUUUUUAGCAGAAAAAAAGGAAAUGCGUCUCCUUCAAGAGAAAGAAGAGGAGUUAAGCCGCGAGAAGAUCCGAAGAAAGUCCGGUAAAGAGCUAACGGAUGCAAAAGAAAAAUUGGAACAACGAGAGAUGCAAAAAUUAAUGUUGGCUAAAAAGAAGGAAAAAGAAGAUGAAAGAAUAGCUAAAGCUAAAAUUAAGGCUCAAAUUGAAGCAGACAAAAGAGAACGUAUAGAAAAGCGCGAAGCUGCUAAACAGGCAGCUCUCAUCCAACAAAAAGAAGAAGCCGCCGCUUCCGCUACUGCCGCUUCCGCUUCAAAAGACUACACCGAAACACGAUUACAGCUUCGACGGCCUUCCGGACCUCCUCUUACUCAUACUUUUCAGGCUACGGAUACUUUAGAAGUUGUUUAUGAAUUUGUUCGCCAGUACAUCACUGGACCAUUUAAAUUGUCAACAACUUUUCCAAGAAAAGUUUUUGAGGAUACUGAACAGGGUAAAACCUUAAAGGAAUUAAAUCUCGUUCCAUCAGCAGCCUUAUUAAUAUCGACGGAAUAAGGACGAUAGAUAAUGCAUCAACUUAUUUCGCAUCGUUAAGACUUACUGUAAAGAAUGUUGCAAAUAAACAAAUAAAUGAGAGUAAAUUCAAAAUUCUAAAAAUUUCACUUGAUAAUAUGAAAAUAUAUAAUAAAUGAUUGUUACAUAACAUCAAAAUAAGUGUUUAAGUAAUGCAUUGAAAUAAAUAAAUAAAUAAAUAAA